Messenger RNA from Rhinolophus ferrumequinum (greater horseshoe bat), 1681 nucleotides. RefSeq names its product IRX2 divergent transcript (gene IRX2-DT). Lineage: Eukaryota; Metazoa; Chordata; Mammalia; Chiroptera; Rhinolophidae. The record is from RefSeq and is a predicted model, not a curated record.
AUGGUGGGCGCGGGGCCCGCGUCACGCCGAGCAGCGGGCAGGGCGCGCGGCGCCCUCCAUCCACGCCCGGCCGGGGCGCGGCGCGGCGGCGGGCGCGAGGACCGCGGGCCGAGGCAGGGGCGGCGGCAGCGCGGAGCCGCCCCAGCCUGCGACCCGCGGCCGGCGGCAGGGCAGCCAGGCCCGCGGCGCACCACCUCCCACUCGCACGUCCUCCUGGGGGUGGCGUGCGCGGCUCUCACUUCCACCUUCCUCGGUGUACUUUGCCUCACUAUGCGAGGUGCCCCGCAUGGCCUCGCGACUGGUGGCCUGCCCCUCGCCGCCCAGCGUGUCCCCGCCGUACUCGGAUCUGGGGCGCCUUCGGGAAAUGACCGUCACUGGACAGACUGUCUCUGGCACGACGUGAAGCCUCCCUGUCACUGGGAUGGACGAGAAAGCAAAGGGCUGGCGGCACAAGUGCAGUCGGCAGCGCAGGUCCAAGGGAACCAGUUGCAAACUGCAGCGUUGGACUUGAGGAGGACCCGCCCUCCUUGGCCUGCAGGCCUGUCGCUCGCUCCUGUGGCUGCUGCACUUAGAACAAGUCGACGUGGACGUGCCCAUUUCAACGAGCUGGGUUUCCUGUGAGGCCGAGAGCGGAGCGACGCCAGAAACGCGGCCCGGGCUCCAAGGCUCUCCCGGCGCCCUGCAGACGCGGCCGGUUCCUGCUCUCGGGCAGCCGGGAGGCCGGGAGCGGCGCGGGCCGGAAGUCCUGCGCGCUGCCGGUGAGGGGGCGCUGUGGCCCGUGGCUGCGGCCUGGUCCCGGCAGCCGUGGCCCCGGCGCUGUCCCGGGCCACCGACGGGCGGCAGACGCCCCCGCCCUAGCGCAACCUACCCCAUUCCCGCGUCGGUUUAAUUCCGGGAAGAAAGAAGAUUAUGCCAGGGCAUUUGAGUAAAACCUACGCCGAACACGAUCGUUAUCUCCUCCUGUCUUAUUACCGUGGACUUCGCUGGGGUUUUUAAGAGGUUGGUGGGAAAAUAACUCCCAUUUGUGGGUGUGUAAAUUUUUUUGUCAAUUAAGAUUGAAUGUACACACUUUACAUGGGUUCACAUUCAUGAAGUGACAUUUAAAAUGUAAGUCGUUUCAAUGUAUCAAAGCACAUUCCAAUUGCACUCCCAAUGAAGGGUCCCUCCAGUCCCAAGGGCUCCUGGGUUAUUUGCGGAGGGAGUGAGAAAAGGCAUGAGUGAGAAGUGUGGUUUUGCAGUUUCCCUCCUUUUACUUUUUUCUGAAAACCAAAGCUCCCAGUUAUAAAUUGUACAAAGUUUAAAAGUCAAAAUGGAACGUGAGUAUCUUUCCAGUGUGGUUUCCUCCCUCUCUGCAUUCUAUGAUCACCUUUGGUAGGGUUUCGGAUGCAGCGGUGUCGCCAGCGUCUCAAAUUCGCUUUAGAUGCUGCCACUUGCGCCUGGAAAACACGCGCGCAGGGGACCGCGCACAGGCUAAAGGGUCCCGGCCACUCGUGUCCUGGAACCCUGAGCUGGGAUUCAGCUAAGGGUUUUCAAACGGGCCUGAAAGCCUGGGCUGUCCCGGGAGCGCCACGCGUCACGUGGAGGGGACCCCGAUGCUCGGGCGGCCCCUGGGGUGGCGCGGCGCCGAGUGCCCGGACGGCCGGCGCGCUCCUCUUUCACGUUCCUAGACCCGCAUUCUCAC